Molecule: messenger RNA, 1437 nt
Organism: Cinclus cinclus
Lineage: Eukaryota; Metazoa; Chordata; Aves; Passeriformes; Cinclidae
Gene: FAM185A
Product: family with sequence similarity 185 member A
Exons: 8
Coding region: 1-1119 (372 amino acids)
Source: RefSeq, a predicted model, not a curated record
AUGAGGGCGCUGCCCCCGCGCUGGGCGGCCCUGGCUGUGCGAGCGGCGGGAGGGCGGUGGGCGCCGCCCGUCCCCCGCCGCGGUCGCAGCGGCCCCGGUCCGCCCCCGCCGCGGGAGUGGGCGCUGUCGGUGAGCCCGCGGGGGCGGCUGCGGGUGCGGCUGCCAUGCCAGGUGAGCAUCCGCCCGCUGGAUCCGCAGCGCUACCCGGGCGCGGACCGGCUCCUGGUGGCCGUGAGCGGCGGGAGCCCCGGGCGCCGCGGGCGGGAGCGGGACCCGGACCCGGUCCCGGUGCGGGUGGAGCACGACGAGGCGCUGGGGCAGGUGGCGAUCGUGGCGGACGGCGUGGACAGCAAGGCCGCCGUGGACGUCCGGACGCCGGCGAAGUUCGAUUUGGAUAUCAAAACAUCUGGGACUGGCUGCGUGAAGAUUCAGAAAAUAGAAUGUGAUAACUGCAAAAUAGAAACAGAGAAGGGGACUAGUGUCUUGCAGUCAAUAAAGAGCCAUAAAAUUGAUAUACGAACAAAUGGUGGCAAAGUAAUUGGUCUUGGAACACUUUAUGGAAAUACAGACAUUUGUGCAACAGAAAAGGGGAGUGUAAAUAUAGAGAAGCUGCAGGGGACAACCAUCAAUAUAUCUACUGAAGAUGGGCUGCUGAAAACCAAGUAUCUCUAUGCAGAAUCAGCAUCUCUGUCUUCAGAAUCUGGUGAUAUUAUGCUGGGAAGUGUUCAUGGUAAUACCAACCUACAGACCAAAACAGGGAGCAUCACAGUAGAUUCAUCAGAUGGAAGUUUAAAAGCUUCUACGCAUCAUGGGACAAUAGAUGUUUAUGUCAGUCAAUUAAGAAAAGUGGAUCUGAAAUCCCAGAAAGGUUCAAUUACAGUCAAGGUACCUGCAUCUCUCCAAGCCUAUUUAGAGCUUUCUGGAAGAAAAGUGGAUGUGAGCUCAGAGAUCCAGUUAAAAGACACACAGAGUGCCUCCAAAGAUGAUCAUGUAACUAUAAGAGGUCACAUGAAUCAAAGGGAUGAAACAGACAAAUGGAUUAAGGCUGCCACACAAAAUGGCAAAGUGUAUCUUAAAAGCCAAAGCUGGAUCCAGUCUGUCAAGCUGAAGAGUUCUUAAAGGUGAAGGAGGCCAAAGAGAUUAGAUCAAGAAAGUACAAAGGAACAUUUCUGUAAAAUUAUGAAACUUUUUGGAUGAAUAUUCUUAAUAUAAAAGAGAAACUAUUAAAAAUGAGAGCAUUUUAACCCAAGAUUUGCCUGUGACAGUGCUGGUGCUAAACAGUCUGGUUUACUAUUAGUGCCUUUUAGGAACAAGAUGAUCUUACAUAUUCAGGAUGUAUAUAACUUGACCCACUUACUAUAUCAGUUUAAAAGCUGGUGCCUUUCAAACAAAACUUUGGAGUUGUCAUUUAAGAAAUAAAAACAACAAAAAAAAUUC